Molecule: messenger RNA, 5586 nt
Organism: Ahaetulla prasina
Lineage: Eukaryota; Metazoa; Chordata; Lepidosauria; Squamata; Colubridae
Gene: SMIM19
Product: small integral membrane protein 19
Exons: 3
Coding region: 162-500 (112 amino acids)
Source: RefSeq, a predicted model, not a curated record
UCACAAGCUGCGGCGUUAAGUCAACCCGGAAGCUGAGAAGUGCGUAGGGAUCCAUCCUUCCCUCCAAGCCUUUGUUUUCGAUCUGGAAGCGUCUGAAGGAUCUGAGGUCACAUUUCGUUUCCUGCUUCGGGGUCGGCAAUCUGCGAUUUCCUCUAUUACCUAUGGCCGGUGCCCGUGCGCUGGGCGAAAGUGGUGGGGGUGGUGUAGCCGCCAUGGACUAUUCAGUACACGAGGCUUGGAACGAAGCCACCAACAUUUACUUACUGGCGGUGCUGGCCAGCUUGGCCCUGUUGGUGUACGCCCGCAGAAAUAAGAGGAAGAUUAUGAGGAUUUUUACAUUACCUCCAACUGUAGAAAUACCACCUGAACCAAAUUUUUAUGACAGCAUGAAAAAAGUCCGUCUUCGGCAGCAAUUAGAGAUGUAUUCUAUUGCAAGGAAAUAUGACCACCAGCAGCAACCACAGAAACAGACUGAUAGUGUACAGCUUUUGGUGGAAUGAAGUUUUGAAUUUCUGAGGAUGUGCUGAGGAUGUCAGAGUAUUGAUGAUAAUCACUUGCAGUGCAACUUUAAUGGUAUUUAAUAUUUUUAAAUGUGCACUAAUUGUAUAAUCUAUGUUUUAACUAUAGGCUCUGAAUUUAUGUGUUACUGUAGAGUGAUUCUCUAACAUCUGAAAAGUACAGAAAUGAAUACUGCUGUUACUUCUGAGUUUAUUUCCAGUAAAAAUAUGAGCUCAGAAGAGCACUGAGAUGAUCACUGCAGUUCCUGCAGCUGUUUCAAAUCUUCAUUUAAAGAGGGACAGAGGCACAUACUAUUUGAUGUGCCAUAAUGCUGCAAGAAAUCCAGCUACUUCUAUAAAUGAAGAAUUUCCCACAAUGGGACUUUUAAUAAACACUGCACUCAAUGAGGCAGAUAUAUUGAAUUGUAAUGUACAACUGAAUAUACAUAAAUAUGAAAAUUUUAGGAAAUGUAUUUCUGUAUGCAGCAAUUAGAACAAAAAUUAGAGUAAGGAACAAACUGUGCAUUCUGUGAAUAUGAUGAAACAAGAGUAUUUUUGCACUUGUUCUUUUAAUUGUUUAAUUGUUUUAUUCUAUUGAAUUCUGAAAUUAUUUAAGAAAUCUCCCCAAUAGCAAUAGCACUUAGACUUAUAUACCACUUCACAGUGCUUUAAGCCCUCUCUAAGUGGUUUACAGAGUCAGCAUAUUGACCCCAACAAUCUGGGUCCUCAUUUUACCGACCUCGGAAGGAUGGAAGGCUGAUAAAUGACAAUACGUAGUAGUUUGCAAUAUUUUAUGAGUGGGGCAAACUUAAUAUUUUAGACUUACAGGUAGAAUGCUAAAACAGGAUAUGUUGAAAUUCAGAUAACAGCACUAUUUUUGUCACUUACAAUGGAUAAAUAUCAAUUAUCUGUCGGUUUAUCAAAAAGGUCGUAAAGUAUGGCGGAAGCGGGGGGCCAUAUCAAGCGUUGGGAGCACGUGCUCGCUGUCUCAAAGCGAUCACGUGCUCCGGCCCCUCAGUCUUUACUCGUUCCCCGGGCGGUCAUGGUCUUCAGAGCCUUGGCCUCCGGUUGAUGUUAUGUAAUGCCUGGUCCGUGGUCAAUAAGGCCUCCCUGAUUGGUGAUCUUAUUCAGAGGGGAGCUGCGGACCUUAUGGGCAUUACGGAGACCUGGUUGGGUCCGGGGGGGGGGUUUCCCCUUGUGGAGCUAUGCCCGCCAGGUUUAGGAGCAUUUCAUCAGCCGAGAGCCCAAGGUAGGGGUGGGGGGGUAGCGAUUGUUAUUAGGGAAAGUCUAGAGCCAAGGGAGGCCACUGUACCUCAGAUUGCCGGUUGUGAAUCCCUCUUUGUGAAGUGGGGCCAUCGGAAUCAGAUGGGCUUGUUGAUCACGUACCUGGCUCCUUGCUGCGUGACCACAGCCCUACCCGAGUUGUUGGAGGUGCUCGCCGGGGUGGCGGUUGAGACCCCCAGACUUAUAGUCAUGGGGGACUUUAACCUGCCAUCGACGGGCUUGUCAUCGACAAUGGCUCGGGAGUUCCAGGCUUCCAUGACGGCCUUGGACCUGAUUCAAGAAAUUGAUGGCCCCACGCACACAGGGGGUGGCACACUGGACUUAAUUUAUAUCUCUGGUCAGUGGCGAAAUGAUCUGGUAUUAGAUAAGUUAGAAACAGAACCGGUGUCAUGGUCAGAUCAUUUUCUCCUUCGCCUAGAUUUUCGGACCGCUAUCCACCACUGCAGGGAGACGGAGCCAAUGCGUUGGUUCUGUCCCAGGCACCUGAUGGACCAGGAGAGGUUCCUGAUGGAGCUUGGGCCGUUUCCUGAGGACCUGGCCCACGGCACGGCUGAAGAGCUAGUUGCGGCCUGGGAACGGGCCACGGCUGGAGCUUUGGACCAUGUCGUGCCCUUGCGGCCUCUGACCCGGCGUAGAUCUCGACCGGCCCCUUGGUUCUCCGAGGGGCUGAGGGAGAUGAAAUGCCGGAGAAGACGCCUAGAGAGUGUCUGGAGGUCCAGCCAUUCUGAGGCUGACCGAACACUAGUUAGAUCCUAUUCUAGGACCUACCUAGUGGCAAUGAGGGAGGCGAGGCGUUUCUACGCUUCCACCCUCAUUGCGUCGGCAGAUAACUGCCCGGCCGCCCUGUUUCGGGUGGCCCACUCCCUCCUGCAUCAGGAGGUGUGGGAUGACCCGUUGCAGGGCCGUGCCGAGGAGUUUAGUGGUUAUCUAUACGACAAAAUUGUUCAGCUCCGGGAUGGCUUGGACCGAAAUUGGGAUGAUCCAGGUGGGAGGGCGGAGUCGCGUCUUGUGGAUGUUAUUUGGGAUGAAUUUGAUCCUGUGACUCUCGAGGACGUGGACAGGUUGCUGGGGAGGCUGCACACUACGACAUGUUUACUGGACCCGUGCCCUUCCUGGUUGGUGCUGGCCUCCCGGGAAGUGACACGAGGCUGGCUCCAGGGGAUUACCAACGCUUCUUUGUUGGAGGGAGUUUUCCCUGCCGCCUUGAAGGAGGCGGUGGUGAGACCCCUCCUCAAGAAGCCUUCCCUGGACCCAGCUAUUUUAGGUAACUAUCGUCCGGUCUCCAACCUUCGCUUUAUUGCGAACGUUGUAGAGAGUGCUGUGGCACGGCAGCUACCCCAGUACCUGGAUGAAGCUGUCUAUCUAGACCCGUUCCAGUCCGGCUUCCGACCCGGAUACAGCACGGAGACAGCUUUGGUCGCGUUGGUGGAUGAUCUCUGGAGGGCCAGAGACAGGGGUCAUUCCUCUGCCCUGGUCCUAUUAGAUCUCUCAGCAGCUUUCGAUACCAUCGACCAUGGUAUCCUGCUGCGCCGGUUGGAGGGGUUGGGAGUGGGAGGCACCGUUUAUCGGUGGUUCUCCUCCUAUCUCUCCGACCGGUCGCAGACGGUGUUGACAGGGGGGGCAGAGGUCGACCGCGAGACACCUCACCUGUGGGGUGCCACAAGGGUCGAUUCUCUCGCCCCUCCUGUUCAACAUCUAUAUGAAGCCGUUGGGCGAGAUCAUCAGUGGCUUUGGGGUGAGAUAUCAACUGUACGCUGAUGAUACUCAGCUGUACUUUUCCACCCCUGGCCACCCCAACGAAACUGUCGAAGUGCUGUCCCGGUGUUUGGAAGCCGUACAGGUCUGGAUGGGGAGGAACAGGCUCAAGCUCAAUCCCUCCAAGACGGAGUGGCUGUGGAUGCCGGCACCCCGAUUCAGUCAGCUGCAGCCGCAGCUGACUGUUGGGGGCGAGUUAUUGGCCCCAAAGGAGGGAGUGCGCAACUUGGGUGUUCUCCUGGAUGCACGGCUGUCGUUUGAAGAUCAUUUGGCAGCCGUCUCCAGGAGAGCCUUUCACCAGGUCCGCCUGGUUCGCCAGUUGCGCCCCUUCCUUGACCGGGAUGCCCUAUGCACAGUCACUCAUGCUCUUGUUACCUCCCGCCUGGAUUAUUGCAAUGCUCUCUACAUGGGGCUCCCCUUGAGAUGCACUCAGAGGCUUCAGUUGGUCCAGAAUGCAGCUGCGCGGGUGAUAGAGGGAGUCUCACAUAGCUCCCAUGUGACACCUCUCCUGGGCAGACUGCACUGGCUUCCUGUUGCCUUUCGGGUGCAUGUCAAGGUUUUGGUUAUCACCUUUAAAGCGCUCCAUGGCUUGGGACCUGGGUACUUACGGGAUCGCCUGCUGUUACUUCAUGCCUCCCACCGACCCGUACGCUCGCACAGAGAGGGCCUUCUCAGGGUGCCGUCCGCCAGACAAUGUCGGCUGGCGGCCCCCAGGGGAAGAUCCUUCUCUGUGGGGGCCCCUACUCUUUGGAAUGAACUUCCCCCGGUUUACGUCAAAUACCUGACCUUCAGACUUUUCGCCGCGAACUGAAAACAUAUGUUUGUUCGUGCGGGGCUUUCUUAAAUUGUCUAGUUUUAAAUUUUAAAUUUCUUUUUAGUUUUAACUUGGGGUAUUUUAGAUUUUUAACUAUUUUAAUUUCGGCCACACUGUAUAAUAAGUUUUUAAAUUUAUUUUAACUGUACAUUGUUUCUUUUUUACUUUGGCUGUACACUGCCCUGAGUCCUUCGGGAGAAGGGCGGUUUAUAAAUCUAAUAAAAUAAAAUAAAUAAAUAAAUAAAUAAAAUAAAAUUGACAGUGGAAAUAUAAAAUAUUCAGAUGCUUAAAUAUUUGCAGCAUAUUUUAUUUGGGCAUGUUUGAAAAUUUGAAAGUUUUAAUUGAUUGUAUUUUAAUUUACAUCUUAAACAUGGACAGUAUUAUUUUUCAAAUAAUAGACAUUAAUUUUGGCUAUUAAACGGCCAGUUCUAAUACAUUUGUUAUACAUUUAUACAUUUCUCAUAUACAUAUAUACAUACAUACAUACAUACAUACAUACAUACAUACAUACAUACAUACAUAUAUAUAUUCUAAUGCUUUUGUAAAUUUUAACUUCUGAAUAAGACAAGAGUUGCUGAAUUUUGCAAGUACUAAUUCUAAUUCUGAGAUUCUUUGGGGGCAACACCAAAAUAAUUGUUACAUCUAAACAGUGGUUGAUCAACUGGACUGCAGAAAGGUUAGAGCAAUAUAUUCUUUCAUACUGUUUUGAUCAGUAUCAUGUAAUUAUUUUUGUGGGGAUUCCUUUCUGGUAUCCUUUUGUAGUACAGUCCAGAUAAUUUAAAUCUGAAUAUAAGCUUCAUACUUAUGCUAGUGUAAUCAUAAAAGGUGCCUGUCAUACUAUUAAGUGAUGCUCACAUUUGAAGUUGCUAGAAUUGUCCCCCAUUUGCAUUAGUUGCUAUAAGGUAUUAACUUUAUGAGCCAUCUAAACAGUGUAAUAGAAGACAAGUGAGAUAAAUACAUUUCCGUUGGCUGACUGAUCUGUAUACCUUACUACGUUAUGGUGCUUGUUUUUCUAGUUGUCUUUGAGUUAUGUCAAAAUACAGCCUGUAUUUUACUAAAAUACAUCCUUUUAUGUUCUGAAUAUGAUAUAUUUGAAAGUAGCAUCACUUUCCUUGUAUUGUUAAAUCCGUUAAAUACCACAAUUAAUGUUAGCUGUAAGCAUGCUCUUGUAAAUGUCUUCAUGGCCUCUGUGUAUAAAAUAUUUAUUUUUUACAAAAGUAAAAAUAUUUAAAAGUU